GUUCCGGGAAGCGGGAGGCGAGCGGGAAGGGACUUAACCGGUUUGGGGCCUGCUGGCGCUGAUGAGCGGGAAGGAGCUGCUCACUGCUUGCGUCGGGGAGCGGGUUUAGGCUGAGCCUGAGACAAAAUGAAGUUCAAUCCGUUUGUGACCUCUGACCGAAGCAAGAACCGCAAGCGACACUUCAAUGCACCUUCUCACAUUCGGAGGAAAAUCAUGUCCUCCCCGCUCUCCAAGGAGCUGCGCCAGAAAUACAAUGUCCGCUCCAUGCCCAUCCGAAAGGAUGAUGAAGUCCAGGUUGUCCGGGGACACUACAAAGGACAGCAGAUUGGCAAGGUGGUCCAGGUGUACAGGAAAAAAUACGUCAUCUACAUCGAACGUGUUCAGCGUGAGAAGGCUAAUGGCACAACUGUCCAUGUGGGCAUCCAUCCCAGCAAGGUGGUGAUCACCAGGCUAAAACUGGACAAAGAUCGCAAGAAGAUCUUGGAGCGUAAAGCCAAAUCUCGCCAGGUUGGCAAGGAGAAGGGCAAAUACAAGGAAGAAACAAUCGAAAAGAUGCAAGAAUAGAUAAUUUCCUGUUUGAUACCAUUAAAGAACUGCU
Messenger RNA from Indicator indicator, 598 nucleotides. It is a transcript of the gene RPL26L1, whose product is annotated as ribosomal protein L26 like 1. Gene Ontology annotation, molecular function: RNA binding; structural constituent of ribosome. Gene Ontology annotation, cellular component: ribosome; cytosolic large ribosomal subunit. Lineage: Eukaryota; Metazoa; Chordata; Aves; Piciformes; Indicatoridae. Gene Ontology annotation, biological process: ribosomal large subunit biogenesis; cytoplasmic translation. Bases 127 to 564 code for a protein of 145 amino acids. The transcript is spliced from 4 exons. The record is from RefSeq and is a predicted model, not a curated record.